Molecule: messenger RNA, 7126 nt
Organism: Salmo salar (Atlantic salmon)
Lineage: Eukaryota; Metazoa; Chordata; Actinopteri; Salmoniformes; Salmonidae
Source: RefSeq, a predicted model, not a curated record
CGGACACGCCCCUCUCACCGAUCUCGGCAUCCGUGGACGGAGAGUAACAGCAGCCGUAGUAAUUUCACAUGCAUUGAGACAACAUUCUGUGUCACCGUGACAGAAGAAGCUGCCGCGCGUCCGACAGAGAGGGAAUACUGAAACUGUACCGGACUCGUUUCAUCCAACCGUUUAUAACGACAGCAGCCCCGGGCAAUGACAUUAACCUAUUGAAAGAGGAAUAUUAAAAGGAAAACGCUAAGAUGACGGUGGACUUUGAAGAAUGUAUUAAAGACUCUCCACGAUUCAGGGCGGGCAUCAAUGAGGUGGAGACGGAUGUGGUGGAGAUCGAAGCGAAACUAGAUAAGCUGGUGAAGUUAUGUAGCGGUAUGAUCGAGGCGGGCAGGGCGUACGUAAGCGCCAACAAGCUGUUUGUCAACGGCAUCAAAGACCUGUCUCAGCAGUGCAAGAAGGAAGAAAUGAUCUCUGAGUGUCUGGAGAAGUGUGGGGAGAGCCUGCAGGAGAUCGUCAACUAUAACAUGAUCCUAUUUGACCAGGCCCAGAGGUCAAUCAAACAGCAGCUCCACACCUUCAUCAAAGAGGACGUGCGUAAGUUCAAGGAGACUAAGAAGCAGUUUGACCGUGUGAGGGAGGACAUGGAGAUAGCCCAGGUGAAGAACGCCCAGGCCCCCAGGAACAAACCUCACGAGGUGGAGGAGGCCACUUCCUCUCUCACCCUGACCAGGAAGUGCUUCAGGCACCUGGCCCUGGACUACGUACUGCAGAUCAAUGUUCUUCAGGCUAAGAAGAAGUUUGAGAUCCUUGAUGCAAUGCUGUCGUUCAUGCGAGCCCAGUACACCUUGUUUCAACAGGGCUAUAAAAUAUUGGAUGAGAUUGAUCCCUACAUGAAGAAACUAGCUGCAGAGCUGGAUCAGCUGGUCAUAGACUCAGCCAUGGAGAAGAGAGACCUGGAACACAAACACGCUACCAUACAGCAGAGGACUCUGAUGGAGGACUUCUCCUAUGAUGAUAAUAAGGUGGAGUUCAACGUGGACGCUCCUAACGGAGUGGUGAUGGAAGGUUACCUGUUCAAGAGGGCCUCCAACGCCUUCAAGACCUGGAACAGACGGUGGUUCUCCAUACAGAACAGCCAGCUGGUCUACCAGAAGCGACUUAAGGAUGCCCUGACGGUGGUGGUGGAGGACCUGAGGCUGUGUUCAGUCAAACCUUGCGAGGACGGAGAGAGGAGGUUCUGCUUCGAGGUGGUGUCCCCCACUAAGAGCUGUAUGCUCCAGGCAGAGUCAGAGAAGUUACGGCAGGCCUGGAUCCACGCUGUACAGGCCUCCAUCGCCUCUGCAUACAGAGAGAUAUCAGACAACUACUACAUCGAGCGUCUGGAUCGGACAGCCUCCCCCUCUACCAGCAGUAUAGACUCAGCCAGCGAGCCCCGGGGGGAGAAAGGGGGGAGAGGGGGUGAGGGCAGGGGGGAGAGCAUCCUCCACCGGGUGCAGACCCUACCGGGUAAUGAGCUGUGUUGUGACUGCUCCCAGGCUGCACCAUGCUGGGCCUCCAUCAACCUGGGAGUCCUGCUCUGCAUCGAGUGCUCUGGCAUACACAGGAGUCUGGGGGUUCACUGCUCCAAGGUGCGUUCACUAACACUGGACUCCUGGGAACCAGAGCUACUCAAGUUGAUGUGUGAGCUGGGUAACAAUGUGAUUAACCACAUCUAUGAGGGAGCCUGUGAGGAACUGGGAUUGAAGAAACCUGGACCUUCCAGUCCUAGACAAGAGAAGGAGGCGUGGAUCAAGGCUAAAUAUGUGGAGAGGCGUUUCCUGAAGAAGAUGAGCGUCAGUGGCUCAUUGGUUGAAGGGGAGAGGAAGUCCCGCCCCUGGAGCGUGAAGAAGUGCCAUCGCCACAACAGCUCAAUGCGAGGAGCGCCCAAAACCCGCCGGAAAUACCGACACGACCCUGCUUUGAUUUCACCGGGAAACCUCUCCGCAGCUGCAGCGAAGCUCCGUCGUGACUCUCUGUUUUGUCCCGAUGAGAUGGACAACCUCUUCUCCUACUUCGACACCGGCAACGGCACCCGCAGCCCUGCAGGUCUGAGCAGCGACAGUGGGCUGGGAGGCAGUACAGACGGGAGCACAGAUAUCCUGGUGUUUGGCUCAGUGGUCGACAGUGUCACCGAGGAGGUAGAGUGUGAGGGUGAGUCAGAAGAGGAGGAGUCUAGUGGGGAGGUGGAGAUAGAGCAGGAGGCGGGAUCAGACCCUGAGGAGCCCCUCCCCCCGGGGGCGUUGCUCUACCGGUCGUCACGGCUACACAACCUGCCACUCAUGGCCGAGGCGCUGGCACACGGGGCAGACGUCCACUCUGCCAGCGAUGAGGAGGGGAAGACCCCGCUCAUACAGGCCGUGACAGGGGGCUCUCUAAUAGCGUGUGAGUUCCUGCUGCAGAAUGGGGCUGAUGUGAACCAGAGGGACAUGAGGGGGAGAGGACCCCUACACCACGCUACCUACCUGGGACAUACAGGUCAGGUGUGUCUGUUCCUGAAGAGAGGGGCUUGUCAGACGGAGGUUGAUGAGGAAGGUCACGACCCUCUGAGCAUGGCUGUCCAGGCCGCUAACGCCGAUAUUGUUACACUGUUGCGGUUAGCACGGAUGAAUGAGGAGAUGCGCGAGGCAGAGGGUCCGUUUGGUCAGCCAGGUCAAUACCCCAGCAGCUCACCAACUGAACAUCAGUACAGGAAAUGUAUUCAGGAGUUUAUCUGCCUCACAAUAGACUACUGUUAGGGGGCACCACUGAGGCAGGGGGCGCCACUGAGGCAGUGUGCAUCCCAAAUUGCACCCUAUUCCCUAUGUAGUGCACUACUUUUGACCUGGGCCCACUACAAAAGUAGUGCACUACAUAGGGAAUAGGGUGCAAUUUGGAAUACAGAUUAGCCACUACUAACUGGGCAUAUAUAGGCAUAUCAUACAGGGCAGAGUAGUAGGGUGAAGUUACCCUUAGAUAUACUGGUCUGGAGUCAGUUUUGCAUUGUUACCGUAAGUGGUUAGGGUUAUGAUUUGUAGAGGGUAAAGCUGAUUCUAGAUCUGUGUCUAAGAGCAACGUCUACUGGGAGUGUGUGAAGAGAAGAUGAGUGAGGUGAGAGAAACAAGGCCCUACUGACCGUAGCGCAGAACAACGACAUUAUAUCUUUCCAACAAAAUGCUUCUCUUCUUGCUAACCUGGCGUCUAUAUCCAGAUCUUUUAACCACAUAGCUAGCUGCUUUCCACACCAUUCAUAUUAUAAACUGAGUGAAACAGAGUGUAUCUGGCUGUUCCUAAUAGUCUUGUCUGUGGUUCUCACUGUCAGGCCGUUUACUCGCUAUUCUGCUCAACACUCCUGCCUCUCGUACACUCUUAGAAAAAAACUAAAAAGGUGCUAUCUAGAACCAUUAAUGGUUCUUCGGCUGUCCCCAUAGGAGAUCCCUUUGAAGAACCCUUUUUGGUUCCAGGUAGAAUCCUUUUGGGUUCCGUAUAGAACCCUUUCCACAGAGGUUUCUACAUGGAACCCAAAAUAGUUCUACCUGGAACCAAAAAAGGUUCUCCUGUGGGCACAGCCAAAGAACCCUUUUUAUCGUAGCGUAGGCCUUCCUGUCCAUAUAUUACCUUCCCUCUCUUACCAGUAAGGACCUAAGCUUCCACAGAGUCUUUACAAUAUUAUUCUACAGUGUUCUAUUCAGCAUUUUACAGUAGUUUAGAACAUUAUAUUAUGGUGUUCUAUUCAGCAUUUUACAGUAGUUUAGAACAUUAUAUUAUGGUGUUCUAUUUAGCAUUUUACAGUAGUUUAGAACAUUAUAUUAUGGUGUUCUAUUCAGCAUUUUACAGUAGUUUAGAACAUUAUAUUAUGGUGUUCUAUUUAACAUUUUACAGUAGUUUAGAACAUUAUAUUAUAGUGUUCUAUUUAACAUUUUACAGUAGUUUAGAACAUUAUAUUAUAGUGUUCUAUUCAGCAUUUUACAGUAGUUUAGAACAUUAUAUUAUUGUGUUCUAUUCAGCAUUUUACAGUAGUUUAGAACAUUAUAUUAUAGUGUUCUAUUUAGCAUUUUACAGUAGUUUAUAUUCCAGAAUUUGAUAAUACCAUAAGAAUUUAUCAGCGGCCCAUUGUGUUAUAAUUAAUUAGAAUCUAUCGAUUUAGAAAUAAUGGCAUGAUUACAGUAUGUCUAUAACUCCGUAUUCCUUAAAGGGUUAAAGCUGGUCUGAAAAGGAAGCCUUUUUGUCCUUAUAUCUUCUGUGGGAGAUCUAGGUUAAAUGUAAUUCAGUGGCGACAUGUGCAGGGCAGGACUUGGUUCCAACUGUUGUUCUACAGUGGCAUGAGGUUACAGUGAUAUGGAAUGGGUGUUGUGUGGCUGCUAUAGGCAUGGUCAAGGAAGGUCCACUGCGUUAGUCUGUGAAGGUGGGGUCGUCAUGGUUUACUGUGUGUAAUGGGAAGGGACGGAUGGAGGGGUGAAGUGGUAAAAAAAUGUGAUGAGAAUACUGAAGGACUGAUGGAUGGAGAAAGAGACAAACACCUGCUUUGUUGUUACUUGCGAGUGAGGUGAGUGAGGUGAGUGAGUGAGUGAGUGAGUGAGUGAGUGAGUGAGUGAGUGAGUGAGUGAGUGAGUGAGUGAGUGAGUGAGUGAGUGAGUGAGGAUUAAAUGCUAUAUUAUUAUUAUUAUUAUUAUUACGAUGAGAUCUUAAUGUAAAAUACUUUCCCUUCCUACGGUAAUGUGAUUUCUUUAUAGUUGUUGUCGUGUUUACGUCAUGCUCUCUCAUUUUGCUUGUUGAGUUUCUGUCUUUUUGUUUGUAUUCGUUUAUUUAUGUUAAAAUAGGGUAGCAAAAUUCCACUCCGGAAUCUUCCAUACAGGAUUUCUAGAAAACCGAGGAAUUUGGGGAAAGUUAUUGGAAUUUUGUAAUCCUACGUUCAACCAGGAGGACUAGUGCAAUGAUGAUUAUUAGGAUUCACAAUUCAUAUGUUUCUGUAAAUUAUUUUCCUUUUUUUUUAAUCUUUCAAACUUUUCAAUAUCCUCACUUUUUUUUCUUACUGGAUAUGUUUUGGUCUGGUCUUGCGUCAUUGUGCCACACACACAUUCUGGCUUCAGUUCUAAACAAGGGUUUCACCAACCCUGUCCCUUCAACGUCCCCACUGAACUAUACCUAGAAUUACUGUACUAGACUUUUUGAAAAAUCAUUUAUUUAUAGACAUUCUAGUGAUUACGUGUUUCUAUAUCUAUAUUUCAAACCUUUUUUUGAUUACAGUCAUUCAGUGUUUACUGAUAAAGACAUCUUCUUCACGACCACACCAGUGGUGCUUUGGUUGACUUAGGGAGAGGAAGAGCUAGACCCAUUGAAUUAUCAUCAAAACACAUUGUAAUUCUAUGGUUACAACUGACUGUCUUCUCUGGUCAUCAUUGCUCAAUGCUCAUUAUAUUCUGCAUGCUUUUCGGUUGUGACCAGAACGUUCUAGAAUGUAUGUACGCGUUCUAGAAUAUGCUGUUGGGCGUUUUAGAAUGCUGCGUAGUUCUUGGGGGCGUUCUAGAAUGCUGUCUGCAUUCGGAGCAUGACAAUCUCCUAUUGGUCCCCUCAUGGUGCUGUGCAGUCCUGUUAAAAAGCAUGAGCUACUGUACAGUACAGCCACUUCCUCUGAUGUCCUAAAACAACUUCCUCCUGUCUCUUUGGUAGACAUAUGGACCUCUGUGCCAUCUCUACGUCCACUUCUGGACCAGCUAUAGCUUCACUGUUUUGUCAAUUUGAUUUAUUUUUCCUUUUUACUGAAACAUAGAGCUGAACUGUUUUUCAUUAGCUAGCCGACCUCUGUUUGUUCCUCAACUAUGUUGGCAUGAAGUCCUAAAGGAGUUAGAUUUUUUUUGUUCUCUGCCAAAGACUUUGGAAAAGGGAAGUGUGCAACAGUGUUGUUAGGCAUCAAUCAGUUUAACUUCAGCGGAAAUACAUAAAUACAGUGUUUAACAUCUGAUAACAAGUGGUAUAGUGAAACAAAGUGGUAGAAACAGUGUCCGUCAGUGUUUUUACAAAAUGUUCAAAAGAAAAUGGUCACAGAACAAUUAUUAUUUUCAUCAAUUGUUUUUUAUUUUCAGAGUGUGGCAGCAGGUGAUAUUCUGCAAUGACCAUCUGAAAUGAUUUGGAAUUCAAAGCAAAACAAUGGGAGUGAUAAAUUGGAUAUAUUCGACCAGGGACUGUGACUAAAUAGGGUGGUAACCUAGCCCAGCUGAAGUGAUGGGUGUUGUUUCUUAGUGUUUUAACAUUGGAGUUAAAUGAUGCUUCUAAACAAACAAACAUGCUGUAAAUAAAAAUGUUUUUUUUUAUUUUAACUCUUGACUCAAACUGCCUGCGCUGACUUCCACAUUCCACCAUGGAACCCGGCCUGUUCCAUUCUGUCUGUUCUGAUUCUGUUCUCUUCUUCCAAACUUCCUGCUCUGACUUCCUCAUUCCACCAUGGAACCCGGCCUGUUCCAUUCUGUCUGUUCUGAUUCUGUUCUCUUCUUCCAAACUUCCUGCUCUGACUUCCUCAUUCCACCAUGGAACCCGGCCUGUUCCAUUCUGUCUGUUCUGAUUCUGUUCUCUUCUUCCAAACUUCCUGCUCUGACUUCCUCAUUCCACCAUGGAACCCUGCCUGUUCCAUUCUGUCUGUUCUGAUUCUGUUCUCUUCUUCCAAACUUCCUGCUCUGACUUCCUCAUUCCACCAUGGAACCCGGCCUGUUCCAUUCUGUCUGUUCUGAUUCUGUUCUCUUCUUCCAAACUUCCUGCUCUGACUUCCUCAUUCCACCACGGAACCCUGCCUGUUCCAUUCUGUCUGUUCUGAUUCUGUUCUCUUCUUCCAAACUUCCUGCUCUGACUUCCUCAUUCCACCACGGAACCCUGCCUGUUCCAUCUGUUCUGAUUCUGUUCUCUUCUUCCAAAAAUCUAUCUGUACAAUCUUUUGGAAUAUUGUUACAUAGCUAUCUCUCUGUACUACUUGGGGAAACAAACAUCCGUGUAUUAAUAUCUCUACAUUUGGAUAUCUUUGGAAUAACUUUCUUUGUUCCUUGGUUUUAGAAACACUGAGAUGGUGAUAAAAAAAAAUUAUGCAUAAAGAGAAUAAAACCAAGAAACUCUUGAACUCUUAACCUUG